AUGCCUGUGCCCGUACGGUAUACCCGUUACCUUCUCUUUGCCAUUGUGGGGUUUUUCCUUUUCUUCUUCCUCUUCUCCGGAACCUCCAUCUCGAUCCCUACCUCUCCGUCUAAACCUAUUAGUCCCAGCUAUGAAGAGUUCCGGGCACACAAAGUCCAGACCCCUGGUGCGAACAGCACUUUCCGAGUCAAUGCUACCUUCGUGACGCUGGCGCGCAACUCCGACAUCUGGGAUAUCUCCAAGUCAAUCCGCACCAUUGAAGACCGAUUCAAUCACAACUACAACUAUGACUGGGUGUUUUUGAAUGACCAGGACUUUGACGAUGAUUUCAAGAAGCUCACCACCUCCCUGGUGUCUGGUACCACAUACUAUGGCCGGAUUCCCAAAGAACACUGGUCGUACCCUGACUGGGUUGACCAGGAAAAGGCGCGCAAGGCGCGCGAGGAAAUGGGUCGCAAGAACAUCAUCUAUGGCGAGUCGGAGAGCUACCGCCACAUGUGCCGCUUUGAGUCUGGGUUCUUCUUCCACCACCCGCUGAUGCUGAACUACGAGUACUACUGGCGCGUGGAGCCAAACAUCGAGCUCUUCUGUGACGUCGGCACCGAUCCCUUCCGCCUUCUCAAAGAGAACAACAAGAUGUACAGCUUUGUAAUUAGUCUGUACGAGUACCACGAGACCAUUCCCUCGCUGUGGAGCACCGUGAAGGAAUUCAUCAAGGGCCACCCAGAGCAUAUCCCCAAAGGAAACGCGAUGGAUUUCAUCAGCGAGGAUAGCGGCAAAACCUACAACAAUUGUCACUUUUGGUCGAACUUUGAAGUCGGCAGCCUGGACUGGCUCCGGUCCCAGGAAUACACGGACUAUUUCUCGGCCCUGGAUCAGACCGGCGGCUUUUUCUACGAGCGAUGGGGUGAUGCACCCGUCCACUCCAUAGCCGCCAGCAUCCUGCUGAAGAAGGAGCAAAUCCAUUUUUUCAACGACAUUGCCUAUUACCACCCGCCAUUCACGCACUGCCCAUCUGAUGAACAGGCAAGACUGGAUCUGCGAUGCCACUGCAACCCGAAUGACAACUUCGACUUCCGGGGAUAUUCCUGCACCAGCCGCUGGUACAAGCUCAACGGGUGGAAGAAGCCCCCGGGCGUGAAGGAAACAGACUAA
This is a messenger RNA of Penicillium alfredii, 1155 nucleotides long. Its product is annotated as glycosyltransferase family 15 protein. Lineage: Eukaryota; Fungi; Ascomycota; Eurotiomycetes; Eurotiales; Aspergillaceae. Bases 1 to 1155 code for a protein of 384 amino acids. The transcript has 3 exons. The record is from RefSeq and is a predicted model, not a curated record. Gene Ontology annotation, molecular function: alpha-1,2-mannosyltransferase activity. Gene Ontology annotation, cellular component: membrane; Golgi apparatus. Gene Ontology annotation, biological process: protein O-linked glycosylation; protein N-linked glycosylation; cell wall mannoprotein biosynthetic process.